Molecule: messenger RNA, 207 nt
Organism: Pan troglodytes (chimpanzee)
Lineage: Eukaryota; Metazoa; Chordata; Mammalia; Primates; Hominidae
Exons: 1
Coding region: 1-207 (68 amino acids)
Source: RefSeq, a predicted model, not a curated record
AUGCGAGAUUUUCCUCUGGCAGCAGGAGGCACGCACCCAGAGAAUGCUGGAGCUGCAAGGGGAAAGGACCCACUUCCACAGCAGAGAAAAACAAAGAGGAAAAAGGCAUACAGGCAGCGAGCGCUAAGGGACGCACCCAGCAAGCAGUGGGCCAGUGCCACUGCCCCCAGCAGCUGUUUCUGCUGCAACCCGAGAGGAACUCGGUGA